Pistacia vera is the source of this 1524-nucleotide messenger RNA. RefSeq names its product protein farnesyltransferase/geranylgeranyltransferase type-1 subunit alpha. Gene Ontology annotation, molecular function: CAAX-protein geranylgeranyltransferase activity; protein farnesyltransferase activity. Gene Ontology annotation, cellular component: protein farnesyltransferase complex; CAAX-protein geranylgeranyltransferase complex; cytoplasm. Gene Ontology annotation, biological process: protein geranylgeranylation; protein farnesylation. The record is from RefSeq and is a predicted model, not a curated record. Lineage: Eukaryota; Viridiplantae; Streptophyta; Magnoliopsida; Sapindales; Anacardiaceae. The coding region runs from base 246 to 1244 and encodes 332 amino acids. The transcript is spliced from 6 exons.
UUAAUCAAAUUAACCAAAAAGUAGUAACAACUCAAAAGAUCGAUUCCAAAUCCUAAAUCCCCAACAAACGCCAACAAUUUCCCCGCAGAGAGACGUCGUUGGCUUUCUCCGGGAGUGUACGCAAAUCACCGCCGUGUCGACACGUUGCGGCCGUACUCGUGGGCGACUCCACCACUGAAAGCACAUGUGCCAGAUUUUUCUUCUUCUAAUCUAGAGUGAAGGAGCAACAAAGCAAGAGAAGAGCCAUGGACUCGGACAAAGAGCAGUUAGAACAAGAGACACUGCCACUGAGCCUGAGACCAGAGUGGUCCGACGUCAAACCCAUUCCUCAAGACGAUGGCCCGAACCCCGUUGUUCAAAUUGCCUACAAGCAAGACUUCAGAGAAACCAUGGACUACUUUCGUGCCAUCUACUCAGCCAAGGAGCUCUCUCCUCGUGCUCUUCAGCUCACUCGAGAAGCCAUCCUCCUCAAUCCAGGAAACUACACUGUUUGGCAUUUCAGGCGUCAAAUACUUGAGGCACUUGAUGCUAACUUGCUUGAGGAACUGGAUUUUGUUGGAUGUAUUGCCAAGGAUAACUCCAAAAACUAUCAAAUAUGGCAUCAUAGACGGUGGGUUGCUCAGAAAUUAGGAACUUCUGCGACAAGCAAGGAACUUGAUUUCACUAGGAAGAUACUUUCCCUUGAUGCUAAAAAUUAUCAUGCCUGGUCCCAUAGGCAGUGGGUGCUUCAGGCAUUAGGAGGGUGGGAAGAUGAACUUGACUAUUGUCAGCAGCUUCUUGAAGAGGAUAUAUACAACAAUUCUGCAUGGAAUCAGCGAUACUUUGUAAUAACUAGGUCUCCCUUCCUUGGGGGCCUUGAGGCCAUGAGAGACUCUGAAGUAAGCUAUACUGUUGAAGCCAUUAUGGCCAACCCUGAUAAUGAAAGCCCAUGGAGAUACCUUCGAGGCCUUUACAAGAACAACACUGAGUCUUGGAUUAAUGAUCCUAAAGUCUCCUCAGUAUGUUUGAAGGUUUUGAAUGCUAAAAGCAACCAUGUAUUUGCUCUGAGCAUGCUUUUAGAUCUGCUUUGCCACGGCUUUCAGCCAAGUCAAGACUUCAGAGAAGCCAUAGAUGCAUUGACUUCAGACUCGGCUCCCAUUGAUUCUGACUUGGCAAAGGCUAUUUGUGAUGUUCUGCAGCGUGUUGAUAUGAUGAGAGCUAACUACUGGAUAUGGCGCAAGAGCAAGCUCACUCCGGUGGCCUGAUGUAAUUGAGGGAUGGGGGUGUUGGUCUGUUCAAGGCCAUGGAAGAUGGAUAUUAUUAUCAGUUUAUAGACUGUUAGUUUUAAUCUGAUUAAUCCAGCCUAAUAAGAGAGAUAUCGUCAGAUGUAUACAGUUGAGUGACUAAUGAAAAGUAUCUGUGUUAUUAUAGCUUCAGAUUUUGUACAACUGGAAGUAGUUUGUUCUGCUGAACCCAAAAGUGAAAUUUGAUGAAGGAAGCGAACAACCCAUGUAUGGUAAGGACUCUAGUUCUGUAUUCACUAUA